UCGCGCCUGCGCAGUGGAGAGAAACAGGGACUUAGUCUGUUACACAAGUGUGGCUGCUCCGUAGCGAGGAGGCUGCCGCUGUCGUUGUGUUAUCUCUUCGGCCUCGAGGCUUUCCUCGUCCGCAGGCGUCUCGCCAGGCUUACCCCCUUCCCUCCCCGCCGGGCACGCAGCCUUUUCGUGGGCCAUGAGUGGGGAUCAGCUGCACAACGACUCCCAGAUCGAUCCAGAUUUCCGAGCAAACGAUUCUCACAAACAUAAAGACAAACACAAAGACCGAGAACAUCGACACAAAGAGCACAAGAAGGACAAAGAAAAAGACAGAGAAAAAUCCAAGCACAGUAACAGUGAACACAAAGAUUCCUCGGAGAAGAAACACAAAGAGAAGGAGAAAACCAAACACAAAGAUGGCAGUUCAGAAAAACACGACAAACACAAAGACAAACACAAAGAUAGAGACAAGGAGAAGCGAAAGGAAGAAAAGAUUAAAUUGUCUUCUGGUGAACUGAAAAUAAAGAAGGAAAAGGAAAAUGGCUUCUCCAGUCCACCACGCAUUAAAGAAGAAAUGGAUGAUAAUGGCUACUAUAAAGAAGAGUACAAGCCACUAAAGAGACCCCGAGAAGAUGAUGAUGUUGACUACAAAUCUAAGAAGAUCAAAACCGAAGAUAUCAAAAAAUCAAAGAAACGGAAACAGGAAGAAGAAGAGGACUUCAAACCCAAGAAAAUAAAAAGCAAAGAUAAGAAACUGCCUGGAGGAGAUCUGAAGAAGAAGAAAACAAAAAAAGAAGAGGAACAGAAAUGGAAAUGGUGGGAAGAAGAACGCUAUCCUGAAGGUAUGAAGUGGAAGUUCUUGGAACACAAAGGCCCUGUAUUUGCACCACCAUAUGAACCUUUGCCUGAAAAUGUCAAAUUCUACUAUGACGGUAAAGUCAUGAAGCUCAGUCCCAAAGCAGAAGAAGUAGCAACAUUCUUUGCAAAAAUGCUUGAUCAUGAAUACACUACAAAAGACAUCUUCAGGAAAAACUUUUUCAAAGACUGGAGAAAGGAAAUGACUCCAGAAGAAAAGAGUACCAUCACUAGCCUCAGCAAGUGCGACUUCACCCAAAUGAGUCAGUAUUUCAAAGCUCAGUCAGAAGCUAGAAAACAGAUGACCAAGGAAGACAAACAGAAAAUUAAAGAGGAAAAUGAACAGUUAUUAAAAGAAUAUGGUUUUUGCAUUAUGGAUAACCACAAGGAAAGAAUUGCCAAUUUUAAGAUUGAGCCUCCUGGUCUCUUCAGGGGGCGUGGUAACCAUCCCAAAAUGGGCAUGCUAAAGAGACGGAUAAUGCCAGAAGACAUCAUCAUCAACUGUAGCAAGGAUUCUAAAGUCCCUCCACCACCGCCGGGACACAAAUGGAAAGAAGUCCGGCAUGAUAACAAGGUGACUUGGUUGGUGUCAUGGACUGAAAACAUCCAAGGAUCUAUUAAAUACAUCAUGUUGAACCCAAGUUCGAGAAUUAAGGGUGAGAAAGACUGGCAGAAGUAUGAAACUGCUCGAAGAUUAAAGAAAUGUGUAGAUAGGAUUCGAAAUCAGUAUCGAGAAGACUGGAAAUCCAAAGAGAUGAGAGUGCGACAGAGGGCUGUUGCCCUAUAUUUCAUUGACAAACUUGCUCUAAGAGCAGGUAAUGAAAAAGAGGAAGGGGAGACAGCUGACACAGUGGGCUGCUGUUCCCUCCGUGUGGAACAUAUUAACUUGCAUCCAGAAAUGGAUGGCCAGGAAUACGUGGUAGAAUUUGACUUCCUUGGUAAAGACUCCAUACGAUACUAUAACAAAGUUCCUGUUGAGAAAAGGGUUUUUAAGAAUCUUCAGCUGUUCAUGGAGAACAAGCAGCCUGAAGAUGAUCUCUUUGACAGGCUCAACACCAGCAUUUUAAAUAAGCAUCUUCAAGAUCUUAUGGAAGGGCUUACAGCCAAGGUGUUCCGAACAUACAAUGCCUCCAUCACGCUACAACAGCAGCUGAAGGAGCUCACAACUGCGGAUGACAACAUCCCGGCAAAGAUUCUGUCUUACAAUCGCGCCAAUAGAGCUGUUGCUAUUCUCUGCAACCACCAGAGAGCGCCUCCAAAGACCUUUGAAAAAUCCAUGAUGAAUUUGCAGAGCAAGAUUGAUGCCAAGAAAGAUCAGUUGGCUGAUGCCAAGAGGGAACUGAAAAGCGCCAAAGCUGAUGCCAAGAUUCGGAGGGAUGAAAAAUCUAAAAAAACUGUUGAAAGUAAGAAGAAAGCUGUACAAAGAGUUGAGGAACAGCUGAUGAAGUUGGAGGUUCAAGCUACAGACAGAGAGGAAAAUAAGCAAAUUGCCUUGGGGACUUCCAAACUAAAUUACCUGGAUCCUAGAAUUUCUGUUGCCUGGUGUAAGAAAUUUGGAAUACCUAUUGAGAAGAUCUAUAACAAAACCCAACGGGAGAAAUUUGCUUGGGCAAUUGACAUGGCAGAUGACGAUUUUGAAUUUUAACAUGAUUUUAAUGGGCUGUAUUUGACGACAGAGAAGAGGAGUAGCCUAUUUGUAGGGAGAUUGAUAAACUGUGAGCCUUACUUGUCCUUUAUAUUGGGGGUAGGGAGGGGCAUUGGGAGGGGAAAACAAGUGUCCAAUAAAAUACCCAACAUCUUUCAAAAAAGAUAUUUCUGGAAAUACCAUAGAGGAGCUGAGCCAGUUGUCCUAUGGACAACUUAUUUAAAUCUUCUGUCAGAGACCCAAAUUCUAGUGGUGUGGUUUGUGUUUUAUCUGUGGAGGGAGGACAAAUGGAUGGGGGAAUUUGUUUACCUUCUUCCAGGCAAAUUCACCCGAAGAGCUUGGAAACCAUUAGCUACUGUAUACAGAAUCCAAUGAUAUAUUGGUGUUGUUUUUACAGUUAGGGUUUUUGCAAUAACUUCUAUAUUUUAAUAGAAUAUGGACUCAUUAAUCCCCCACCCUGCCCACAUUAAUUUAACACAAUUGAUGCCCUCAGCACAGUAGCUCUGGCCAGAAUGGUCAUGGUGGAAACACCCCAUUGUUUGCAUUUUUACUUGCUGCCAUCAUGGUAUUGGAAACAUAGAGCAAAAACACAACAUCUCUUCAAAGCAAAGCAUGAUGGGAAGAUCCUUCCUGACUUGAGUGCAUUUUUGUUAAUGUGAAUUUUUACUGCUUUUAAUUAUUUUAAAAUAUUUAAACUUUUUUCUUGAUCUUAAAGAUCAUGUAGGUUUGCAGAGGUUAGGAAGGAAAAGGCGGGGGGGGGGAUAAUGGAUUAUGAGUACAAAUAAAUUGAUGACAAUUUUUCCCAUCAUACUUUGUUCUGAGUACUUAAUAUAUAUAUACAUAUAUAUAUAGAUUAUAUAUAUCAGAAAUAUCCACAGUUGUGGGUUUGGUUUUACUUUUUCUUCUGGCCAUUUUCUUCUUUCACCCCACCCCCUUUUUAAAACAAAUUCUCCUUUUCCUCUUUUACUUGAAUGAUUUUAUUGUGUAAAAAGAACUUUCACUGGUCAAUAAAAUUUGAGGGAAGUGAGCUUUGGUCCAAAAAAAGGAAAAAUAAUCAAGAUUUUAGGGCUUUUAUUUUUUUUUUCUUUUGUAAUUGUGUACAAAAAAUUAAAAAAAUAAAGCAGAACUUUAAUGUGAACCCUUUUUUUGCUAUAAUCCAUUAGUUCUAGAGCAUUGUUAGCUUAGUGUGAUGCAAAGACAAGUUUCUCGUAGUCUUUCCUCCACAAUUAUCUUCUAUUUUUAUCAUGAAUUCCCUUUUAAUCAACUGUAGGUUAUUUAAAAUAAAUUCCUACAACUUAACGGAA
Molecule: messenger RNA, 3792 nt
Organism: Anolis carolinensis (green anole)
Lineage: Eukaryota; Metazoa; Chordata; Lepidosauria; Squamata; Anolidae
Gene: top1
Product: DNA topoisomerase I
Exons: 21
Coding region: 185-2488 (767 amino acids)
Biological process (GO): chromosome segregation; DNA replication; DNA topological change
Cellular component (GO): chromosome; nucleolus
Molecular function (GO): DNA topoisomerase type I (single strand cut, ATP-independent) activity; DNA binding
Source: RefSeq, a predicted model, not a curated record